This is a messenger RNA of Pseudo-nitzschia multistriata, 1973 nucleotides long. Lineage: Eukaryota; Bacillariophyta; Bacillariophyceae; Bacillariales; Bacillariaceae. The record is from the annotation of a GenBank genome assembly.
CAAGCAUCAAUGGUACCAAAAAUACCUUGUUGCAACAGCAAAAGACUAAGUUUCUGGCUACAGAAAUCGUUUUCAGCGUUUAUUUCGAAUAAACCGCAGCAUAUCGAUGAUGUUUUGCGCUCUCUCCUCUAGGUCGUUUUCCAUAUUUAAAAUACUUUUCCUAUUUUGCACGUACCAGUUUUCAUAUGUUCAUGCAUCUAUUCGAGUUGUCGACCUUGGAAAAGAAUAUCAAUCUCGAAACGACAAAUACAUUGGAUUACAGAUGAAAGAAGGGCUCGAAUAUGAAGCCAGAUUACAGCGAGUCAAUGGAGCUGAUCAUUUUUGUGGGAAGGGCAGUUGGAAUGUGACGGUGCCAAGUGAUGGUCUACCAGGUACGUUUAUUUUCUGGGCAUGUUCUACCAUAAAACAGAAAGAAUGUCGCUUCAGUUCUCAACACAACAUUGAUACAUUUUUCCUUCUUUGCAAUCCUGGAUCUUAUUGGAUUGAACGAAAUGUAAUCCAAUCAUUUUCGUCCUCUUUUCAGUUGCGGUGGUAGUUAAGAAAGGAAUGUGUUCGUUCGCUCAGAAGGCAGAGUUUGCGUCUCGGAACAUCCAUCCAAAGGGAGUUGUCAAAAUCCUCAUAAUUGAUGGAGAAAUUCGAAUCAAUGAUGCAGAUGAUGAAGGGUACGCAUUCGGCUCAGAGAUCGAGGACGAUAAAGGUGGGGAGGAUGAUCUCGGAGAGAACAACCAUUUGUCAAGUUUCGAGUUUCCUUCAUACUACAACACAGAUGACGAGAAAAAAACGACUCUGAGAAGGGAGCACGAAGACGACAUCUCGGUAGCACUGUUACACGUUUCAUAUCGGACUGGAUACGAACUUAUCGAAACAAUACUUGAUGAGGAUAUCGAUGUGAGGAAUGCAGGAGGAACACGUGUUACAGUUGAUGCAGUCUCUCCUCCUUUGACCGGAGCUGUGAUUAUUGUAUGGACGGCUGUUUCAAUUGUAAUUUGUUUAAUUCUCUGCUGCUGUAUGGCAGCAGCGCUUGAGGACCUUCUGGAGAACCAAGAACCUGAACCUGCACCACUUCGUCGACCAAGGCGGCAACGAUUAACUACCGACCAAGUAAGAGAACUUCACGUUGGGAUUUUCGACGGAAACAAACUGGUUUAUGAUGAAGAAAAUCCGACUGCAAAUGGAGUGGGAGAAUAUUGCUGCGAUCAUAUUUUGCAGCACUCAAAUGACAAGAACUUUCCUCAGCCCACAAUAAAUUCUAUGGAUACAUGCACAAUUUGCCUCGACGACUAUCAGAUAGGAGAUAAAUUAUGUUGUUUGCCGUGUGGACAUGUGUUUCAUGCUGAGUGUAUUUCGAAAUGGUUGGUUGAGAGGUCUGCGACUUGUCCAUUGUGCAACCUUGAUUUGUACGAAGAAGAAGUUGAUGACAAUAGCGAGGGCGAGGAAGACGAGUACACGAAUAACGAACGACAGGCACGCAAUGGCUCAGCACCGACGACACAGGUAGAACCAGAUAUGAAUGAGGACGCAUCUACCAUAGAUCAUUCAAUAGGAUCAUGGUUGAGAGCCAUCUUUCGCAGUCCAUACUGGCGAAACCGAACUACUGGUGGUAGCUCUGGUUUAGAGGCGUUGGCAGAACCUUUAUUGCAACAAGAUCAACCCGAGCAUCCAACAUCUGCAGGCAUUGAUGUUGAAGCAACGCCGUCGAAUGAGGAAUCGAGUACAGGUCCAACGGAAAUCGAUUGAGAAAUGAAUAAUGGAUCUAUUUUGUCCUAGAAAGCCAGGAACGCCGACGCUGUAAGGGAAUAUGGGAGCUGUAUUCGCAGGGUGUCCACUAUAUCAGUAUUUGUCUGAAUUAGCCUUUGUACAUCAUCACCUUGUACAGUAUGUAAUUUUGUAUCACAAGAAAAAUAUUGUAAAGAAAAUCAAGAAUUGUAAGAUUCUAGCCUUUUUUAAUCUCUAAAUACAAACAAUUUCACUCA